Molecule: messenger RNA, 5655 nt
Organism: Drosophila kikkawai
Lineage: Eukaryota; Metazoa; Arthropoda; Insecta; Diptera; Drosophilidae
Gene: mute
Product: muscle wasted
Biological process (GO): regulation of DNA-templated transcription
Cellular component (GO): nucleus
Molecular function (GO): transcription coregulator activity
Source: RefSeq, a predicted model, not a curated record
CUGACAUUUUGUUUGCGUUUUUGUUUUGCAUUCCGGCAAAGUUGAUGUUGAAAUUUCAUAACUUUAAUGAAAUCCCAGAAUGCCGAACAGUGCCAAAAAGACCGAGGCUACACGGAGCAAUAGCUCGACGCCCCGUAGGCCGCGGAAGCGACGGCGCGGCGAGCGCCAGAGCCUAGACUCGCAGGUGGAUGAGGACGCCAAGGAAAUUGACCGCCGGCUCCGGAAAGUGGCCAGAGAUAACUCUAUUAGCAGUGAGGACAUGCACAAGGUGGUGCGGAGUGUGGUGCGCAAUGAUCACGUCUUGGCCCUGGUCACCCUAAAAGCGGAGGAUGAGCUGGCGCGCGAGAAGAAGCUGGAGACGGCGGAUCAGCAGAAACGGGGAGCAAUCAUCAUUACGGACACUCCGUCCGUGCCCAAGCUGACUCGAGCCAAAGCCCGGGAGCUGAACUGCGCGACGGGCAUUCUGGCUCACCUCAACGAAACGCCAUCAGAUGCGGAUGGCAUAGAAGCUCUGAUACGCGAAGAUUUGCAUUCCGACGAGGAUGAUGAGGAGUACACCUUCAAGGAGGAUGACUUCCAUUCCGAUGAUGAUCCCAACACCACAGCCUCGGAUUUCGACUCAAAUCCGUGCACACCUCAAACCCCAAUCACUGCGGCUGAAGAAUCGCCGGUUAAAUUCUCCGAUGACGGUUGUUUUAAGCUGCCAUUCGAUAAGAAUGUGAUGGACAAUGAGGAUCUACGUAUAGCCACGAGAACGCGUUCCAAGCUGUGUCUGCAGCAGACUACCAUCGAGGAUUUGCAGUCGGAAUUCGUGCCACCCGACCUGGAGCCAAGCGAUGUGGUGGAAAACGAAAUGACCGCCACCGAUGCGGACUGGAUGCAGUUCCUAAAUGACUUUACGAAGCCCUUAAACAAAACCCUUCUGGGCGAUGAUGAUGAUCCCAUCAACGAUCCGGAGUAUGUGGCCGCUGAUCAUUUGGAAUCGGAGUACGAGAAUGCCGAGGAGCUGCGCGAUGUCAAUAUAUCCAAAAAGGAGUUGACCGACCUGGUGUCUGAGCUCUUUGCUGGCUUGCUGCAGGAGGGAGUGUCCCUGGAGUCCGUGGAGCUAGAAACUCCGCAGAAAUUCGUCGAAAGCGCCAAUGUCUCAAUGAAUCCCAUCGAUCAAGUGUCUCGGCAAAUCGAUUUCGAGGGUCAGGUUGUGAUAAAUGGACAUCAGGAGGAGCUGCAGGUCUUUCAGCCAAAUGUCUUAGCUGCUCCCUGCAAUGUUGGCAACAUGGGAAUGGAAAUGAUGCCGGUUCCCGUGGCAGUGAUGCAGGAGGGCCAUCUGCAAAUGGGUCCGGGUGGAACGCCCUCCAAGGUGGUGAACAUACCAAGCGAUGCUUUGAGUGUGCCUCCAGAACUGAUUGCCGUUCCAAUGCCGGGACAACCCAAUUGCUUCCAACUCGCCAAAGUCGUGAAUGAUGAUUCAACGGUUUUCAAUGCUUCUCUAAUGAAUAAUACAGCCCAGGAUGCCACCAUUAAGCCAAUUCAAGCCCCCACACCCAAGAAAAAUAAUGCAGAACGCUAUAAAAAACCCUACGACACCAACUUCACUUGGGAAUACAUCUCAGUGAAGAAGCAUGUUUACGCCGAGUAUGAAGAACAGUUUGAGAAUCUGCGCCAUGUUCAGCCAGUUAACUAUCAUCACCUAACCAGGAGCAGGGGCUUUACUCAAGCCCAGUACGACAUGCUCCAGCAACAGCUAAGGAUUCACACUCAGCUACUAAGCCAAAGCUUUCUGCAAACCUACUCGCAUCCCAACCUGUACCACAUGGCAGCCAAGCCUAAAGAAAUGCUGGAGGAACUUCAUCAAAAGGCCAACAAAAACGCUAGUUUUAACUGCUGGAACUUGAGGGAAGCCGUCCAAUUGGUCAGACAGUGGGAGCACGAUCUGUGCAGUGAGGAGUGCGAGGCGGAAAACACCAAGAUGAUGGAGUUCAUCAACAAGGAAACGGAUUUGACCGAUGGUCACACGCGACAGGUGCCGAGGCUAGCCCCUCGUAUCAUGGAUCUCAUGCUGGACAGUCGGGUUUUCAUGUAUCCGCAGUACCUGCCACGCAUGGCUUUCCAGCCCAAACUGACCCAGAUCUCAGCCUAUGCCCCAUCCGAGUAUCAGCUCAUUGCCAUGGGUCUGGAGAAGCACAUGGCAGCCAUUACUAAUUUAAAAAAACCACUGCGAAAGGGCGCCGAUCCUAUACGCAUUGCCUGCAGGCGAAUGGCCAAGGAUACGAUUUGUGAGAAGACAGACCGUCGAAUAUUCAUGAAGAUCACAGAGCUGCGCGCUUCGGAUCAGUAUAAUCCCGUGAAAUAUUUCCUGGAUCGCGAGCGAGCACCGCCCGUGAGUAACAACGUCCUUUGGAGCUUUGAAGGCGGAUUGGUGAGGACGCCUCGGGAACGUUACCAGGAGCUGCCCAGCGGCUGGCAAUACUACAUACAGAAAUCCUGGGAGGAAAAGCGCACCCGCCGCCCCUGGAAAGCAGCAAAAGCCUCUGCGGACGCCAGUGCCUCGUAUUUGGAGUUUGUGCGUGAGGCGGUCGGCGAGGAUUUGCCAUUGCCCGAGAAUCUAGGCCAGGCUGCGGUCCCCGAUGGCAGCGCCGCUGGUUCGGAGCUGCCAAAUGAUAGCAAACCGCAUAAAAACGCAGCGAAGAGGAAGUCCUGCGCCAAGGAGCAGCCCUCGAACCUCACCAUCAACGUCAAUUAUGUGUUUGGAGGUGUUGCGGACGCAAGAAGCCUAAACGCAGUCUCCGGAGUCUCGGUGCCUUUUCUGUCCGGCGGAAGUUUGGCGGAAAAUGUACUGAAUAUCAAUCGCAACCUACACACCAGCGCCGAGUGCAGUGGCCUCUUGGCCUUGCCUCCUCCCCCACCUCAGUUGGAUGACGAUGCUCCGCCAGCCAUAAAUUUCAGGGUAGAUGAGUUGACUCACACGCUGCAGAUCAGCGAAUUGCAAAAUUCUGUCGAGGACAUACAGCAAGAUCUGUUGCCUACGCAGGAUACCAGCGCCACCUCCUCAGGUAGAACCUCCCAGAGAAGGGCGCGUUACCAGAUUUUUAAGCCAAAGGUUAAAUCCGCCAAUAAAUCGCGAAGGGGAUCAACGCCAAGCCGCAGUCGCUACCACAAGUUGCGCGAACGUUUGCGCCAUAAACUGCGCAAGCGCUGCCACUCGCUGAUCACGUCCUACGGAUCCUACCUGCAGAAGCGUAAGGAUAGAUAUAUAGACUGCGCGCCAGUACAGCGUGUGUACAGACGUAUUCUGGCCCUCGAACUGUACACACAACUGCUGGUCGACCUCAAGAUGUUCUGUAGCAGCAACAAACCGCCGACUGCAACGCAGCCCAAGAGAUCGCGAGCCGAUGAUGAGGCGGCCAAGAUCAGGAAGGCAAAUCGUCAAGAGGAGAUUCUACGGCAUAUGCUGCAGCCGGAUUCGCCAGAGGAGCGCAAUCGCAAGGAUGCCAUUUUCGCCUUGAAUUUUUACGAUAAAGUGGAGGAGGCCCUGUUGAAUGCCGAUCGAUUGGAGGAUUGCAGGAAGUUCAACAGUCUUUUGCAGAACUUUGAUCCAAAGCUGGAGAAAGUCUCUGACCUAUAUCUCAAAGUGGAACAGAUCCUGCUGCCCGAUCUGCCCGAGCUGGCUGAGGUCUUUCUCAAUUUCCUGCUACCUGCGGAGGCGGCUGAGAUCGGGAAAUUCUUCCAGCACUUUAUGAUCAGCAAUGCCGCCAACUUUAUCAACAAACUGAACAUAUACUUUUGCAAGCAACCAGCCCAGAUCCGUAAGAUCUAUGCCUGCCUCAGCGAACUGGCCGAGCUGCCAAAUGUUAGCAUGAAAAAGGUUGAGAACAAGAUAAUGCCCUUGCUCAAGGGCAAUCAGUUUCUGUGCGAUUGGUUUGUGCAGCAAUUUCCCCAGGGCAAGCCCCCCAAAAGAAUCCUCUCUCCUGUGGAGACCAUAAACCUGCAUGAUGUGCAGAACAACACCACCGGUGAAUAUACGGAAAUGAUUCAGGAGUUCAUCGAUGUCCCAGCGCCAAGUAAACCUGGCUGUCACAUAAAGUACAUCAAUGGACGGAUCUUCUACGGUGCCAAGAUCUUACUGCCGGCCAAGCUUUCCUUUAUGGCUGCCAGUAUUUACAAUGAACAAUCCCACGAUAUGCCAUCCGUGUCCAGCGAAUCUCUGACCUGUGCCCAUGGCAUUCGGGGCCAGGGCGAGAAGCUGCUCAGCAUGGCAGCUAAUGCGGAUAGCGACGAUGCUGCGGAUCGGAGCGAGGAGGAUGAUCCCAGUCGCGCCUUGAUCAUAGAUACAACGGGCGAUGAGCAGAAUAGCUGCUCAAGCAUCGAGAUGUGCGACGAGGCGGGCUUGAGGGCCCAUGCGAUUCGAUUAAAUGCCAGUUUAUAUACCAAUUCUAGCUUUAGUAAUGCAGCCACCAGUACGCCCAACGUGGGUCACUCUCAUGGUCAUCAUCACCAUCCGAAUGCCAAGAAAACUGCCAUUAAUUUUGGGGAAAUAUCGCCGCGCAAGCAGUCGGCGCUCAAUAACUCCGGCUUGAGUCCUCUGCCAGCCAUGCCCAAUAACUCUCCGCAUGUGGACAAGCGGAAGUCGCCCAGCAAGAAGGUGCGAUCCCCAUCCAAUCAAGCUCAGGGCCGGCAGCGGUCCAAUAACCAACCGAUGGUCGUUAUCCACGAGUCGAAGCCUUCAUCUUCGCCAGCCAUCGAGUGCGCGAAGCGUUUGCGAACUUUGAUAGACCAGGAAAGUGUUCGGGAUGCGGCGGACACGAAGGCGGGAAUAAGGGUUAUUGCGCAGGCUAAGCAUACAGCUUCACCUCGCUGCAGUCCUGCCGUUGUUGCCAAAGUCGAGGCGGAGAGCCUGGAGGAGAGUGGGGAGCCUGAGUUAUCUACCCCUCUCAAGAUGGACCUGGAUCAAUCGGAGGAGGAGGAGCUGGAGCCACUGCAAGUGAGUGGUGGCAGUACGCCUCAGCACGUGAUCACCACACAGUUUGAUAGCGACGAAGACUGCAAACUAGAUGUGGUGGCGACGCUGGCCAGCUGCAGUCCAACCGGGGAUCAACCAACUACAGCCUCUGCGGCCAGCUCCUCAAAGGACGAGUCUACUAGCUCCCACUCGGCUCCCUGGACCCGGGAAGAGGACAAGGUAAUCCUCAUCGAGAUGAAGCUAGGGGCGCGCGAUCGAGAGCAGCUUAUCCGGCGAAUAUGCGCCAAGCUCUUGCAUCGCAGCAUUGGGGAGAUACGAGGAAGGCACCAGUUCCUCAUGGAUUUUCUAUCCAAACUGCAGGGAAAGUAAGUUUUUAUUUAAAACUUCUGUCUGUAAAUAUAACUUAAGUUGUCAAAGGUUAAUUUUAUAACGAGGGCUUAAGGAAAUUCAUAUUUUUAAGAGACCUUUAACCAUAGUUUCAAUGAAACCGUUUACAAUAUUUUGUCGCCUAACUGAAUGGAAAAACAAGGAAUAUUUGAAUUAUUAUUUAAGAAAUUCUAGGUGCUCAGGCAUUAAACUAAUGCAUUAAGUUCUCAAAAAAGUAUAUAAACCUUACUUAAGUGUCUAAAAAGAAUAAUUUAUUCUAAGAACCAUGUACAUAUGAAAUAUUAAAUGUUUUAAAUAACGUUGAAAAGAAA